UGCGGUUGUGCUCGGUAGUAACAACCAUCAUUAUCUGCCUGCUGUUAGUGUCCAAAAACGGUUUCGGAAAGCGCUCAUCGUACCCAGCCGGUCGGCAGCACCAUAUCGGUCGCACCAUAAAGUUGUCGUUUGUUCGCGUGUGUGUGUGGCAAAAACGACCGGUGGCAGGUUUAACAAUGUUUGACUGUUUUUGCUCACAGCCACCGGUAGCGGGCGAUACCGGCGAGCCGAACGUGCCAUUUGAAACUUUUCCCAAUCACCACCAGCGGCCGUCGGUGGUGGCGACCGAGUUUGCGGCCGAACUAGUGCACCAGCUGGUCGGCGGUGUGCGGGGGGGCGUCCGGGGGUACGGACCGUACCUGGCCCGGUACGCUCUCCUCAUCAACGCCAUCGAAACGGUGCUGUCAAUGUAUGCACUGCUGACGCAAGCCGGCUGGGACCAUCGGCUCCAGUGGCGCCCGCUCUUCUACAUUCCGAAGUAUUUGCGCAUCAAUAUCGCGCUGGUCGUGUCGCUGCUGACCGUCUACUCGAAUCUGGCCGCCAUCGUCGGUUUGCUAAAGCAUCAGCCGUACCUGCUACUGCCCUACAUCUGCCUUCGGCUGGGCACGUUUGUGCUGGAGCUGUGCUACCUGGUGGAUAAAACGAGCCCCCGGCCUGCCUGUAAGCUUGACCCAAAGGUUUGCCCACUCGAACGGUGGCGGUCGUGGUCGCCGCUGAUGGUCGUCCUAGUUGGCUGCAAUCUAUCGGCAGUGAUCGCUGUGUAUAUGACCGACGGUGGCCUGAAGGUUGGUGCUGCAUGACCGGUGUGCGGUGUGAGAUUGAAAUCGUACCGAAGUGGCGCCCUUGUCGUGAUUCAGAAACGUUCGCACGAUGGUGAAGAUUGGUGGUUCUCAUUUUUAACCACAGCGCAUCCAGCGCAAUUCGGAACUCCUCUCAACCACGCAAGGUGUAACAAAAUCCGUGGUCAAAGUUUCCCCGAAUUGGUCGUUCUUUUUUGUUUGCUUCAGCCCUGAAGAUUAGUAGUGAAUGGUGGUUUGCAGUGUUUGCACACACACCACUACCGGGGCUAAUGGAUUCACGCGAGAUGGCGCUGCAGUAGGCAAAAGGGGGAAUUAUUUCCCUUUUAGCAGCAAAAGGGUAUGGCAAUAAACAACGCGCUGUUGGAGACAUUUUCGUCACACACUGUA
Anopheles gambiae (African malaria mosquito) is the source of this 1187-nucleotide messenger RNA. RefSeq lists its product as uncharacterized. The record is from RefSeq and is a predicted model, not a curated record. The coding region runs from base 177 to 800 and encodes 207 amino acids. The transcript has 3 exons. NCBI's taxonomy places the organism in Eukaryota, Metazoa, Arthropoda, Insecta, Diptera, Culicidae.